Parnassius apollo (apollo) is the source of this 738-nucleotide messenger RNA. The record is from the annotation of a GenBank genome assembly. Lineage: Eukaryota; Metazoa; Arthropoda; Insecta; Lepidoptera; Papilionidae.
AUGUUAAGAUUUUGCAAUUCUUCAACUGGAGUAAUAGAGGAACAUUUUGUUGGGUUUAUUGCAGUCACAGAAACAACAGGAGAAUAUUUAACAAAUUCCAUACUACAAGAACUGGAAAGAAAUGGUCUAGAUAUCCAAAACUGUCGAGGACAGGGAUAUGACAAAGGCGCCAAUAUGGUCGGUAUUCAUAAAGGUAUCAGAACAAGAAUACUUAAUAUAAACCCAAGAGCAUUCUUUACGCCGUGCGGAUGUCACAACUGGAAUUUGCUUUUGAUGGAUGCAGCUAACUCUUCUACAAUAACCAAAACGUUUUUUGGUUUCAUCAAUAAAAUCUAUGCGCUGUUUUCAAAGUCAAGUAAGCGUUGGAAUAUUGUGAAAACAAAAUUAAAAUUGACAUUAAAAACUCUGUCUGAAACACGAUGGGAGAGUAGAAUCGGAGCAGUAAAAGCAACAUUUUUGCAAUUUGAUGAUGUUAUCGAAUGUGUGAAUGACCUGAAAAAUAAAAGUGAUGAUUCUGAAACUCUAAGCGACUGUGACGCAGUCUUGAUGUUAACUUUUGAGUUUGUUGUUGCGAUACACGUAUGGUACGAGGUUUUACUACGUGUGAACAAUAUAAGCAAACUAUGGCAAAUAGUUCAAGUCAACUUGAAAGUCGCUAUUGAUACUUUACGGUCAUUUUGCAGCUGUAUUCAAGAAUUCCGUAAUACAGGAUUUGACAAUAGUGUCGCACAAGCUUGA